AUGCGCGAGGGCCCUGAGCUGGUUGACUCUGCCGUUCACGGAGAAGAACCGCACUGGCUGGUCCUCCCGUCUGAGGCUCUCACGGCUGACUUUCUGCAAAGGCCCAGGCACGGCGGCUGGUCUCGGAUCUUCUCCGCCAUUAUGGAAUGCAAGGCAGGACAACCUUGUCUCCUCGUCCGCCCCCCUGACGGGGCCCCGGCAGAAGGCGGCAGAAGUCUCUUGCGCGUGUAUGUGCGGAUUCCUACGAACGCGUCCAUAGGCGCCGCUUCUCCUGUUUGGGAAAUCUGGAAGCAGGACGCCAUUGGCCUUCAUAGUUUGAUCGGCGUCGGCGGGCAGGGCCGUUUGCAGACUCCCCGCCCUCAUGCCGGUGGUUCAUCUGAUGUGUGUCCCAGCGCAUCCCCUCGUCGCACAGCAGCCGUUGGUGCUAGCGUGGUUGGGCCACUGGUGAUGCCGGGGUCACAGCUGGGUCCGCCGCCCCUUGCCAGCGCCCUUGCUCCACCUGCUAGCGGCGCCAGCACGGUGGGACAUGCCUCCGAUGGUGCUAGCGGCCACAUGUUGCGGCGAAGUGAACACAUGGCUUCCGUGCCGAAUAGGACGUUGAUGAAUGGACGAAUGCGGAAAGUGAAGCGCACGCGCGUUGUCGAUGCGCACGGUCUGGUGGGAAAGCAUUUCGCACCGCUCCCAACCUUCACAAAGCAGGGUGGGCAGGGCACCUCGCCAGUGGACCGGCGCCAAACCACACACAUCGUCAGCAGCCAGCCAGACCCCGACCCAUGCAGUCCUGGACCCAUGCAGGUCCGCGAAUAUCGGGCCUGCACUCCCAAGCCUUGCCAGGGUAUGCGCCCUCCGCCGUCCCGAAAGUGA
Messenger RNA from Thermothielavioides terrestris NRRL 8126, 864 nucleotides. RefSeq lists its product as uncharacterized. The transcript has 3 exons. The record is from RefSeq and is a predicted model, not a curated record. Bases 1 to 864 code for a protein of 287 amino acids. NCBI's taxonomy places the organism in Eukaryota, Fungi, Ascomycota, Sordariomycetes, Sordariales, Chaetomiaceae.